Messenger RNA from Anthonomus grandis grandis, 4695 nucleotides. RefSeq lists its product as uncharacterized. Gene Ontology annotation, molecular function: nucleic acid binding. NCBI's taxonomy places the organism in Eukaryota, Metazoa, Arthropoda, Insecta, Coleoptera, Curculionidae. The record is from RefSeq and is a predicted model, not a curated record. The coding region runs from base 357 to 1292 and encodes 311 amino acids. The transcript has 2 exons.
AAAAAUAUUGGUUUGUCAACUUGUUCUUGAAAGUUAUUUCGAAAAGUGUUAGAUAAUGCCUAAAAAAAGAUAUAAUAGGUAUAAUGAACAAUCGCAGCUGAUGAUAUUAAAUAUAUUGGCUUUUUUUUUAACUGGAAAAGGAACAAGUCCGAAACGGAAUUGCACUUCAAAUUGAGAAUGUGAUACAGCGAGCCGCAGAUGCAACAAAAUUGAGCACAACAACGAUCGCAAAUAUAAAGAAGAAUGGGAUAAAAUCAGAUCAGGAUUACGCAGCCCGUAUAUCUUCCAAACAAAAGACAGCAUAAACCAAAAUUACAACAUAUUUGAAACAUAGAAUUCGGGACACAAUUUAUUCUAUGUACGCCAGAAAAGAAUAUGUAAUAUUGGCAACAAUAAGAGAAAAGUUCAGGGAAGAAAUUGAAUAUUUUGAGUUUUUCAUUGACUCCUUAAGAAGAUGGAUCAAUAGUAUAGGCUUCAAGUGGAAAAAACCAAAUAACAGAAAAUAUUUGAUGGACUUAUAUUGGCCAAAUAUUGUUCAUAAAAGAAUCAAUUUUUUAAGGGAGUAUAUCAAAAAUAGAAAUGUAGGUCCGGAAGGUUUUACUCCAGUUUUCAUUGACGAGACGUGGAUUUUUAGCAAGGGAUCAUUUCGUAGUAGCUGGCAAGAUGACACCAAGCACACGGAUUCAAGGAAAAACAGUGAAGGUCAUCGUUAUAUCGUCGUCCACGCCGGAACCAAAGAUGGCUUCAUCAAGGGUGCAAAUUUAAUUUUCAAGAGUGGAUUAAAGACGGGAGAUUAUCAUGACAAUAUGAACAGGAAAAACUUCGAAAACUGGUUUAAAACUCAGCUGGUUCCAAAUCUUCCCCCAAAGUCAUUUAUAAUCAUGGACAAUGCAAGUUACCAUUCUGGUUUAUUAGAAGAAAUCCCGAGAAAAUCUUGGACAAAGCAGAGACUGACCGAAUGGUUGAAGAAAAAGAAAAUUGACUUGCCAGAAAAAGCCAUGAAAGAUAAAAUAUGGAGUAUUGCACGCAGAAACUGCCCUAGUGAAAAAAAGUACUUCCUUGAUGAAUAUGUUAAACCUUUAGGACACAAAAUUUUGCGACUGCCACCAUAUCAUUGCCAGUUUAAUGCAAUUGAAAUGGUAUGGUCGGAAUGUAAACGAAAAUAUGAUCAAUAUAUUUUCAAUUUUAAGGGGUCACCUUCAGAAGUUCUGACUACAUGGGAAAGGGUAAUAAACGAAAUUUCUAUAGAUCAUUGGCAAAAUGAUCAUAUGUUUUUCAUACAGAAAAGGUAAUUGAAAAGGCUUGGGAGGCAAUACAAGUGUGUGAUGCCUAUGACAUUCUGCCACUUGUGAUUACGACUGACGAAGACGAUGAUGACGAAGACAAUAUCUCUGAUUUCAGUUCUGACUCUGACAAUACUGACGAGAUUGAUUAAGCUUUUUUUGUUCUAGCAAAUUUUAUUUUAUGAUCGUCGUUUAAGUAUUCAAUCAUAUCGUUGCAAUUUCAUUAACUUGGUAAUUCAAUAUGGCGUGUUUUUUUUGAGUUUGUAUGUUUUAUUUUUUGGAAUGGUAUUUUCAUUUUAAUGUGUUAACAUAUUCCUUCAAGCAGCUUUUUUUUUCAUGAACAAGUAAAUUAAAUUGUCAGUAUUUAAAUUUUUCCCAGUGAGUUAAAAUAAUUUUAUACCAUUAUUCACAAUUUUUGUAAGUAAUCACAUGGUUUUGUUACGCCUACUGCUCGUGCCGAAUUCUACUUUUCAAAUAUGUUGUAGAUUUGGUUUUUGCGGUCUUUUGCUUGGAAAAUAUAUGAGCAGCGUAAUCCUGAUCUGAUUUUAUCCCAUUUUUCUUUAUAUUUGCGAUCGUUGUUGUGCACAAUUUUGUUGCAUCUGCGGCUCGCUCUAUCACAUUCUCAAUUUGAAGUGCAAUUCCGUUUCGGACUUGUUGUUUAUGUCCCAUUAUUUAUGAUUAAUUAUAAUAAUAUUUGUUAAUUGUUAAGUUUGUUAAUAAUACAAUAAAUACUACAAGAUUUUUUAAAAUUUUUUGGGAAUGAAAGUAUAUACACGAAUAUAAGAAUUUAAUAAUAUGCUGCUAAAAUAAAUCAUUUGUUAAUUUCUGAACGUAUAUAAAUACAUCAGACUAUUAAUUUCUGAAGGCGAUGGUAAAGUUUCUAACCUAAUAUUGCUUGGCAAAAAUAUCUACUCCAUACGUUUUUUCUCACCUGGUUGACGUAACUACAAAUGGGUAUAAUUUCGACUUUAUAUCCAAUUCCCUGGUGACUUUAAAAACAAAUCUGGCCGCCGCUUGGGAGAGUGUUUAGUGGGAACAAUUUGAAUUUAUUUUCUCAAUCCAUUUCGUCUGUUAACUGGAAUGCAAUUCGGGCUGCUCCACAACCAUUUUCUUCCUUUUAUUAUACAUUACGUGAUAAAAUAAAUAUCUUGUUUCCCUUGGUUAGACUUAAAUUCAAGAGACGAAAACCAUGGAUCACCGCGGAACUAAAAACAUCUGCCCAAAAUUUGCGAUGCUUAGCAAGACUUCGCAAAUCUAUUGACAAUCAAUUCAUCAGGUCUUAUUUUCAGGAUUAUUGGAAAUUUAUAGGCAUCUGAUAAAAGUCAGAAAGGAACUGUAUUACAAUGAACGCUUAGAUUCGUCCGGUAACAGACAGAAGGAAAGUUGGUUAAUCAUUAACGAAUGUAGGCAGUCUUCUCGUCGGCGGUUGGUUGAAUCGGAUUUGGGGCCCGAUGAUUUCAAUGACUAUUUUUCUAAUAUUGCUGAGAAGUUACUGGAAGCAGUUCCCAGUGACGGUGAUCCAUUGCAGUAUCUUAAUCGGAAUGCUAUCAACCAAUCAUUCUUUUUCCACCCUGUAGAUGCCACCGAGGUCCUUGAAACAAUUCAGUGCUUGAAGAAUCAUAGGUCUUCGGGUUCCAAUGGUAUCUCUUCACGUCUGCCUGCGAGCGCUUUAGGUGCUUUGGUUUGGGCAAUCAAUCAGUCAUUUCUUCAGGGCGAGUUCCCAUCCUGUUUAAAGGAAGCUAUGAUUAUUCCUCUUCAUAAGGGUGGUAGCUUGGACCGACCCUCUAACUUCCGUCCCAUAUCAAUUUUGUCUACCCUCUCCAAGGUUCUUGAGCGGCUUGCAAAAAAGAGAAUUGUCUCUUUUUUGACCAAAUACAAUGUGCUGUCCCCUAAUCAGUAUGGAUUUCAGUCAUCUAAGGGCACGCAGGAUGCCAUUUUCAGAUUCUUGGAGAGUGUGUAUCUAUCUAUGAACUCCAAGGAGGCUGCAGCAGCGGUGUUCUGUGAUCUGUCCAAGGCCUUCGAUUGUGUGGAUCAUGGGAUACUGCUGUCAAAGCUUGAUUUUUAUGGAUUUAGGGGAGUGGCUUUGGGGUGGUUGAAGUCAUAUCUGUCUGGCCGCACCCAGAGGGUGGUUGCAUCUGGAUUUUCGUCAGGGAUAGCACAUCUUAAAUGUGGUGUACCUCAGGGGUCAGUGUUGGGUCCUAUUUUAUUUUUGUUAUACGUUAAUGACUUAAGCUCUCUAUCACUGCAUGGACAAGUGGUUCAGUUUGCCGAUGAUACUACAAUUCUGUAGCAUAACAAAGAUAAAAAAGUAGUCAGAUCUCUCAGAGUAGAGGACCUUUACUAAAUUAAAGAGUGGUGCAUCUGCAAUCAGCUUGUAUUCAAUGUUGAUAAGACUUUUGUUCUGGGCUUUAAGUGUAAUGUAGAGGGUUUUUUGUUUGAUGAGCAGAGCCCACUACAUGGUAGGGAUUAUUGUCGAUUUCUCGGCCUCUUCAUUGAUGAGAGUUUAAGGUUUGACGACCACGUUUUGGGCCUCGCUGCUAAACUUUCUUCUGGUUGUUUUGUAGUCAGGGUUGCCAGGCAUGAGUUGGGGAGGUUGUUUGCUCGUUCAGUUUAUUUCGCCUUAAUAGACUCUCAUAUCCGUUAUGGGUUGCCAUUUUGGGGUUUGUGCUCCAAGGGACUCCUUAACAUAAUUUUUACUAUUCAGAAAAAAACAUUAAGGUAUCUGUGUGGUGUUGGUCUGAGAGUCUCUUUUUGUAGCUGAAAGAAUUUUAACAGUUUUCUCACUCUUUAUAUUGGAAACUGCAACACUCAUACAUAAGUCCGUAAGUCCACCAUCCUGCACCAGUCAUAAUACUCGUCAAGUGGGCAACUUAUCUCUUCCAAUCACCACCUCCUCACUUACGAGAAACUCUUAUAUUUAUUAGUCGUAAAAUAUUUAAUCAUGUUCCUUUUUCGAUUAGGACUGUUACAGACCUUAAAAAGUUUAGGAGAGGACUAAAGAAAUUAAUCUUACCAAAAGCUUAUUACAGCAUUGAAGAGUAUUUUAAUUUUAUUUUUAUUUUAUUAUUUUUUUUAUUAUUCUUGUUUUAUGUUGGUUCUCGCCUUUUCUUUUCUUCUUUUUUGGUUUUUUCUUUGUUUAUAUAAAAUAUGCUUCUAUGUACAAUCAAAAUCGAUUCUGUAUUCUGUUUUUGUCCUGUAUCCUGUAUAACCAAAUAAAUACUUGUUAAAUUAUAAACUCUAGGAUUAGGAAGCUUUUAGCACAAGUUUGUAAAGUUAGCAAAUAAAGUAAAUUUUGACUUUGACUUAAAUUAAGUGUCCUAGUCAGAGGAUGACUUAAUAUAAGUCGAAACGUCGACAUUUAAGUAAACAGGCUUCUGUUUUAUUUCUGACCCCACUCAACAACCCUCCGCAA